AUGAUAAAACUGUGCUUAAUUCUGCCUGUUGUGGCUAUUUUGAUCGACAACCACGUGGAGGCGAGGAUUCUGACUCAAUGCGAAGCUGUGCAAGAGCUUCAAAAAGCUCAAAUCCCGAGAACCUACAUCAGCAACUGGGUCUGCUUGAUGCAGAGCGAGAGCGGAAUGAACACACGGUUGGUCACUGGUCCAAAAACAGCCUCGAGCUACAGUUUCGGAAUCUUCCAGAUCAACAGCGCGAAAUGGUGCUCCAGGGGGCACAGUGGAGGAAUAUGUAACAAACGUUGCGAAGAUUUCGCAGACGACGAUAUCAGGGACGAUAUCGAAUGCGCCAAGAAGAUUCAGGCUAUGGAGGGAUUCAAAGCGUGGGAUGGUUGGAUGAAGAAGUGCAAAAACAAGCCAUUGCCGAAUAUUGGAAACUGCAAACGACGAAAACGAUGGUUGGAAAUAUUAUGGGAUUUGGCGCAAUAAGAUUUGUUGUCGUUGUCAAUCGAGUAUUGAAUUAUCGGGUAUCGUUAUUGCGAAUACAUUAAAUAAAUUACAUUAUGAUGUAAGAUGAUUGUUCGUAUUGGUGUAUCACCAUUAUUAUAUGAUUAAUUAUAAUUUAAUAUAAUGAAAAUAUAAAGCGUUUCACAUAUCUAUUAUUUUCCCAAUUCUUAGCUUAGUUUAAAAUAUUACCGCCUCUUUACGAAAUCAAUGUUGAAUGUUUACAAUUUCACUGGUUACUCAACUCUUAUCGACUCUUCUUAAUAUCAUUUUUUUACGAUAAUAUUAAAAUAUUCAUAGCGACAACAAAGUUCGCGAAACUAACUAUCGAUAUUUGUUACAGCCCAAUGAUUACUUUCGAAGCUAAUAUUAUCUUGAAUAAUUAACCUCUCGUGUCAGUUUGAAAGACUUUAGAGGGCAAUAACUAAUCUAACAAGUCGUAUAGGCGAACAUAAAAAUAUUACAUGCCUUUUACCGAUGGAUAAUUCUGUCUUGAACGUGUUGAAAGCUACAAUUCAAAUUAAUUUCAAGUUAAUUAAACAUAUUCACCGAGGAAUAACCGGUGAAAAUAAAGAUGUAUGGAAGAACAAAAGCAUUUAUUGUCCAACGUUUCGUUCCGUUCCGUUUGAGAGGACGACAAUUAAAAAAUUACUAUUUAUCGUGCAAUUGCGAUUGCAUACAUAGUUCGAUCGAGUAUAACAUAACCAGCGAGGCAAGUCGUGUCUAUUACUUAAGACAAAUCCUCGUCACGGUGCAUACAGUAACGGGCGAUAGUGUUUCGAAGCAUCGUUCGAUCUGUCUUAUUAAAGAUCGAUAACGGAUCGGCGUCGAGGAGGAGCGAACGAAGGAGAAGAUGGAGAAACCGUGGCUGAUAUCGCUGUUCCUCGCCGUUCUGAUCGACGGCCAGGUGGUAGCCAAAAUUCUAACGGAAUGCGAAAUCGUGCAACAGCUCCAACAAGCUAGAAUCUCAAGGAGCGAUAUCAGCAGUUGGAUCUGUUUGAUGCAGAGCGAGAGUGGAUUGAACACGAAUUUGAUAACUGGCCCGAAGACGGCCUCCAGCUACAGUUACGGGAUCUUCCAAAUUAAUAGCGCCAAGUGGUGUUCCAGGGGACAUAGCGGAGGCAUUUGCAAAAAACGCUGCGAGGAUUUCGCGAAUGACGAUAUCAGAGACGAUAUCGCGUGCGCUAAGAAGAUUCAAAGUUUGGAAGGGUUCAAGGCGUGGGAUGGUUGGGUGAAGAAUUGCAAAAAAAAGCCUUUGCCAAAUAUACAGAAAUGCUCACGAUGAGAAGGAAUAAUACUUUGAUCGAAGCCAAUAAUAAGCCUUAAAAUAAGAUGGAUUUUCCAAAAACAUGGUAAAAUAAUUAAUAAUUAAACGUUGGACCUCGCUUGAAUUUUCAUAUAUCUCAUAUCAUAUAUUCAAUUUUGUUGAUUUUAAUAUACAAAAUAUAAUUUUGUUUGUUCCGGAAAUCCAUUGAUCCUCGAUAAAGUUAAAUAUGAGAUAGGAUGCUAUUUUCAAACCAACGAAUUAUUCAUUAUUUUUAUUUAAAAUUUUCUUAUUCAUUCUGCUAUUUUUAUUCAAUCCAUUUUAAGUACUGCGAUGAGAUUAUGGAAUUAUUCGAUUAAUAUUGUUAUUCUUACACGUAUCAUCACGUUAUUCAAUAUAAUUUAAAAAUAAUUUAGAAAUCAUAUUUGAAUGUUUAUAAAUGGGAAAAGAAGUACACACUAUGUAACACGAUAUAUCUAUGAUUUAUUAGACGUAUCAUUGAUAACGUCUUAGAAAUCACGUACCGAUACGUCUAUUUUUUAUUUCAUAUCAUCUAUUUCCACAUUUUCUAUGUAUGAAAAAUUACUACGUAUAAAAUAUAUAAUUUUAUGCUCGUAA
Molecule: messenger RNA, 2368 nt
Organism: Apis cerana (Asiatic honeybee)
Lineage: Eukaryota; Metazoa; Arthropoda; Insecta; Hymenoptera; Apidae
Product: lysozyme
Molecular function (GO): lysozyme activity
Source: RefSeq, a predicted model, not a curated record